AUGAGUGUAGGCUGUGUAGCUCGAGAGAACGUUAUGGCAGACGUCCUCAAUGGGAAACUAUACGUAAUGGGAAGUUACGCAAACUAUGGUGAGGUUUUCGACCCAAAGACUCAAACUUGGGAACCUUUACCUAACCCUGGCGUCAAGCACUGCUUUUCUUCAAUUAGACAAAUACAGGUAAUCGAAGGAAAGCUUUACGUUAGAAGCAAUGAGGAGAGGGCUUCUGUUUAUGAUCCAAAAGAAGGUGCUGGUGCCUGGUGGUAUGAUGGAAAUUACGACAAAUGGAGAGGGGUUAGAGGUUCAGCUACGUUGAAUUGGUAUCACGGUGAGAAACUCUUAAUCUUCUGGGAUGAGUUUGUGCGACAUGCUGCUUUUGGUAUGAUACAAAUUGUAAAGAAUGGUGAGUGGUCAGAGGUUUGUUUAGCUAGGUUGGAUAUGAAUCAUCCUUCUGGUAUAUUACGGUGGGAAACUCUUAAUGUUACGGAACAAGUUUGUGCAACCCCUUGUCAAUACAAAGAUAUCUGGAGUGCGGCGAUUGCGGUUAUCAAAAGCGAUGGUAUAGAUGAAGUUUGGGGAAACAUUGAGUGGGUUAAUAUUGUGCUUACGGUUCCAAGCUCAUAUGUUUUCUUGCAUAGUAUAUACUAA
Messenger RNA from Camelina sativa (false flax), 645 nucleotides. The record is from RefSeq and is a predicted model, not a curated record. Lineage: Eukaryota; Viridiplantae; Streptophyta; Magnoliopsida; Brassicales; Brassicaceae.